This is a messenger RNA of Micropterus dolomieu (smallmouth bass), 6176 nucleotides long. It is a transcript of the gene pik3c2g, whose product is annotated as phosphatidylinositol-4-phosphate 3-kinase catalytic subunit type 2 gamma. The coding region runs from base 551 to 4729 and encodes 1392 amino acids. Gene Ontology annotation, cellular component: cytoplasm; phosphatidylinositol 3-kinase complex; plasma membrane. Gene Ontology annotation, biological process: phosphatidylinositol-mediated signaling; phosphatidylinositol-3-phosphate biosynthetic process; cell migration. The transcript is spliced from 35 exons. Gene Ontology annotation, molecular function: 1-phosphatidylinositol-4-phosphate 3-kinase activity; phosphatidylinositol binding; 1-phosphatidylinositol-3-kinase activity. NCBI's taxonomy places the organism in Eukaryota, Metazoa, Chordata, Actinopteri, Centrarchiformes, Centrarchidae. The record is from RefSeq and is a predicted model, not a curated record.
AGCCACAGAGUUCAGUGUCCACACAGCCCUGAGCAGACAGGAUGUGGAGGGAGCCAUAGUGACCUCUGGAGCUGGAACAGCGCUGAUUAGGCAGACACUCGCUUGUGAUGUUGGGGCAGGAUUUGUCUCUGCGCUGCAGAGGACAGUAGUAACACAGCAGGCUGUCCAGGCCCAGAGCUGUGGUUAACAAGAUGGACAUCAGGAACCAUUGGGGCCCCAACAGAUGAACGUCCAGACUAAUGUAAAUCCACACACACAGAGUUAAACAGCAAUGCAAACCCUCUGAUUACCAAGCAGAAACAGCAGAGGGAGAGUUGUUGUGGGCUGUGUGAGGGGGAGGAAGGGAGGGACAGUGGCAAGUUUGAGGAAACACACAUGGGAAGCCUUCCAGAUCUUGUACAAAUCUAACGCGUUGUGGAUGGCUUCAGUCAAGGAGUCACCUCGUCGACACAGGAUGGGAGCUUUGAGGUUCUGCAUUAUUUCAUGAUAUGAAGUGAGGACAUGCUGAGAUACAGCAUCUAGGAGGACUUGUACAACUUCCUAGAAUGUGAUGGAAUUUCCUCAAAGCCAACGUGGAACAAUCCAGAGACAAGAUGCAAGCGCCACUGACCUCCCCAUGCCUCUUAGUGAGGAUCUUCAUGGAAUGCACCUUACUGAUUAUCUUAAAGAUAGUGAGACACACUUGUAUGAGGUCACUUGGGCUGGGCUCAUACCCCCAAGUGAAUCCCAACUCCAACCUCCAGGCCAUCUCUCAAGUCAUGGAGGAGAAGGCCCUCAGAACAUAGACCCCCAAAUCCCAAAUGGGCCUUCCCCAGUCCGUGGCCCUCAUCCUGCACCCAGAACCAGGCUUCCUAGUGCAUGUUUGCCAGCAAGGCAGAAGCAGGAACCCCCUCCUGUUCCCCCCAGGACACACGUACCCGUCAGAAACAGCAAAAUGACGUUUUCCUGUGACCUCGCUGAGCCCACUUACAAACUGAAUCGUUCCAGGACAGAAAUACACAAUCAUGAACCAUGGGCCAUCAAACUAAUAGACACUCCACAAGGCAGCACCAAGAGGCUGGCUUCUUUUUGUGAUGCAACUUCCAAGCUCAUGUCACGGUACAAGCACACAGACAGCGCUCAUAACUCAGGAGUUGUAUGGGGUCGAUUGUUACAAAUUCACCCUGCCCUACUGCAGCAGGUGGAGGUGGAUGUAAGUGUGGCCAUUGAGUGGGACAACAACCAUGUCCCUUUGCCCACCACAGUGAACAGGACAGUGCAGAGUCUGAUUGAUGAAAUCUUGCAGCUGUUGGACCUCACUUCUGGCACAAGUGGGAAUUAUGUUUUAAAACUGUGCGACUCUGAGGAGUAUCUCAAAAAUGAAGAACUGCUUGGUAUGCAUGAGACCAUUCAAAUCUACUACAAGCUUAAUCUAGUUGUCCCCCUCCGACUGCUCCAAGUGAACAAACUCAAACACCGUCUGGCUAGGAAUGAGGAGGACGACAAAGCCCCAUGCCAACUGUACCAGCUCAUGCAUCCUGUCUGUGUCUUCAGCCCCUGCAAGUUGAGCCUGCAAGAUGUGCUCAAUACCUACAACAGAGAGGUGAUGGAGCUAAUGAGAAACAAGUCUGGGAUGAACGUUAACGUGCUUGUGGACUGUGUUCGCACCAUCAGCAAUCUUCUGUGUGGGCUCUCAUGUCAGGAGUUGGAGGACACAAUUGGCAGGCUCAACAGAAUAAAUCCCAUAACUCUGAGUCAUGAUGAGGUGUCUGACUGUGAAACUGCCUUGAUGAUGCUUCAAAGGGCGAUACUAAAAGUGCUGCAGAUGUUUUUUGACAACUUCCAGUCUGACUUCAGAGGUCAGGAGGUAACCAGCAACCUGCAAACCAAUGAUGUUGAGAAGAACACUGAAAUCCUCCAAUUCAAUAUUUCUGCUCUCUAUCAACUACCACCCAGCUGGAUGACCAAUUUUGAGUGCUUCUCUAUUUCCUGUGAGUUGUCGUAUGGAGGAAGAAAGAUCUGUGACACUGGCAUUUCUGAAAACAUCAGCACUGCCUUGUCAUACGGAAACAAGAUCCAGUGUAACCGCAUAAUGGUUUUUCCUGUUCCAGUAAAUGAGCUGCCAUAUGAGUGCAUGUUGACAUUUUGCCUCAAGGGCUCCAAACGAGGCAAGAGCCCAGAGCUCUUAGGCUGGGCUGUACUACCUCUGUACAGUGACGGGACUCUGGUGACGGGGAUUGUUCUGCUCAGUAUGUCCACACUAGCUGAGCUGCCUGCUCCUCCCUCCCCUGCCUUGUUUGACAGCCACACACAAGCCAUUGGGGUCAUACUGCAGCUCCAGUUUCAGGAUCAGGUUGAGUGGAAGUGUGUAAGGCCCUGUGCGCUCCCCGGUUCAAUCAUAUUUACUCAGCCUUGUGAGGAAUUACAAAAGAAAAUGUUGGACGUCUCUAAGAAGCACUGCCUCUGCUUUCUAACAGAAAAUGAGAAGGCUUUCCUCUGGAGUAAGCGAUACUCCAGUGACAAAGGAAGCACUUUCCUCCACCUGCUGCUGGGUGGAGCCCCCCGGUGGCAGCCUGAAGACCUGACAGAAAUUUAUACUGUUGUAGAGAACUGGCUCAUCCAUCUACCUGAGGAGGCCCUCUUCCUGCUCAGUGACAAUUUUCAUGAUCAGACUGUGCGGAGGGCUGCAGUUCACUACUUUGAACAGAUUCCCGAUGAAGAAUUAGAGGUGUUUCUGCCACAAUUGGUCCAGGCUCUGAAGAGUGAGUGGGAACUGAAUGGACCUCUGGUGAUGCUGCUGUUGGAGAGGUCACUGAAGAACAUACGGAUUGCCCAGCAACUCUACUGGCUGCUGAAGGAUGCCCACAAUGACCCCUACUACCAGAGUUGGUUCAGUAAGGUUGAGGCUGCACUGUGGCAUUGUUGUGGCCGGGAACUGCGGCAGGAGCUGGAGAACGAAACCCGCCUGGUGUCUGUGCUUGUAGAGGUGGCUGAGAGUGUUUGCACUGCCGAAAAGGCUCGACGCAAGAGCGUUUUGAAGAAAGAAAAGUGGAAGAUUGAUCACUUCUUCAGAGAUGGGAUCAGCUGUUGUCUGCCACUGGAUGCUGCAGUCCGUGUAAAGGCCUUGGACAUGGGUGCCUGUAAGUUCUACAGCUCCAAUGCUGCUCCUCUGGGGAUCUCUUUCAUCUGCUCUGAUCCUCUGGCCAAGAACGUCAGCGUCAUCUGCAAGACAGGAGAUAACCUGUGUCAGGACAUGCUGGUUCUUCAGAUAGUCCGUGUGAUGGACAUGGUUUGGCUCCAGGAGGGGCUGGACCUGCAAAUGAUCACCUACAGGUGUCUAUCUACUGGCAAAGCUCAGGGCCUGGUGGAAGUGGUUCCAGAGGCAGUGACGCUAGGGAAUAUUCAUCAGGAGUGGGGUCUGGGUGGCACCCUUCGAGAAGACACACUAGAGAAAUGGUUCCACAUGUGGAACAAAACUAAGGAGGACUAUGAGAAGGCUGUGAUGAACUUCAUCCACUCAUGUGCAGGGUGGUGUGUGGCCACCUUCAUCUUAGGUAUCUGUGAUCGCCACAAUGACAACAUCAUGUUGAAACACAGUGGACACAUGUUUCACAUCGACUUUGGCAAGAUUAUGGGCAAUGCACAGAAGUUUGGAAGCUUUAAAAGGGACCGAUCACCAUUCAUCUUUACAUCUGAGAUGCAGCACUUCAUCACAGGCGGGGGACAGAAGCCUCAGCGCUUGCAUCGCUUUGUGGAGCUCUGCUGUGAAGCUUACAACAUAAUCAGAAAGCGCUCUGCACUGAUACUCAGCUUGUUGGAGCUGAUGCUACGAGCAGGAAUGCCUGAACUGAAGGACUCAAAUGACCUGCAGUAUGUCCAGAACAACCUCAGACCCCAUGACACAGACCUGGAGGCCACAUCUUACUUUACAAAGAAGAUCAAGGAAAGCAUGGGCUGUUUUGCAGUAGAACAAAGAUCCAUGAAAAUCUUUACACAUAGCAUGGCUAUGGGGAAGAGACCACAAUCACUAACCCAGGACGAGAUCCCCGCUCCCAGCACCAACAUCCAAGAAGCUGUCAUCCUGAGCUACAACAUCAAAGGAAAAGAUGUGAUCUAUGACCUGAGGGUAACCAUUCAUGAUGGUUUUCUGAACAGUGAGAUGACAUAUGGGCAGUUUGAGUUGAUCCAUAAGCACCUGCAGAAAUACUUCAUGGAAUCCAAGCUGCCUCAGUUUCCUAGCUGGUAUAAGCUGUCAUUUACCCCAAGCAGGAGGAUGUCUCGGCUAAAUAAAUACCUAAAACAGCUUUUUGAGGGACCGUGCAAGGGAAAUGAAUAUGUGUGCAGCUUGUUCCUGGAUGGACCCAGUACAGUCCAAGACAGUGUGGUGGCAGGAGCCUGUCCUCAGAUCCAGCUCUGCAUUUCCUACUCUGACUGUAAGCUCUCAGUCUUGGUAAAACACCUGAAGAACAUUAAGCAGGCAAAUGGCUCCAACCCUGACGCCUACGUGGUCACAUGUCUGAGGCCAGACCCUCAGCAGCGAUCUAAAAAGAAGACAAAGGUGGUCCGAAAUAAUGACAACCCCACCUUCAAUGAACUGCUGGAGUACAAUGAUGUCCCACUGAUAUAUGGGAUGGUGCUGGAAGUGACAGUGAAGAGCAAGAAGACUUUCGUGGCUGCAACAAACAUUAAACUGGAUGAGGAGUUGCUUGACAAGGAGACCUGGUUUCCCCUUGGGAACUGUACAAUCUGAUCUCAGAGCUGCGCUGUAGUCCUGUGGCCAACAGGGGGAGCCUCCACAUUGAGGAAAAGAAUUAAUCCAAAGAUUUCGAAGACUGACUAAGUGAGGAAAAAGUUGCCUGAGCAGAGGAACUGUCCCCUCUCAUUUAUACUUAACCUCACUCCAGAGAUAAAUACUGCCAGUGAAUGGGGUAUUUGGAUGAAGUUACAAGUGAGUGAAAGAAUCAGGGAAAGAGACUGUUUACUGUGUGUUUAUUUUUUAAAUGUAAAUAAAAUGAAGGACAUUUGCUAAUUAGUUAGUUUUUGGAUGUGGCUUUGGAAAUGGAUGAAGGAAAGAAAUUAUUCCAUUUAUUAUUAUACUUGCACUUUAAUUUGUACUUUAACGUUGUUAUUUUUUUUCACUGAGUCAAAACCAUCAAAAUGUGUGUGGCGACUGCCGAUGUGACAGAUUAAAGAGGAGGUGAUGCGGUUCUGUUAGGAGCUGCCUGCCUGAUACCUGCUCAGACUGAGUGUGUUUGUCCCUUUGGGCUGUGUCAACUGGAUGUCCUUGACCAGUGGAAUUGGAGGUGGGAGACAGGAGGGAGCUGGGAGAGGGGUGAGGGGAGUGUGUGUGAUCAGGAUGACAACUCUCUGGCCUGAGGGGCAGAGUUAACACUCUCCCCCUCACUCCAUCCGUUGUCUUAUCCAUCAGCAGCAUUCAAACACAGUUAUGCACAUGCAUACACAAACAUGCAAUGGUAGACAUUCGCAUGUCCAUACAAAUACCCCUGAAAAAGAACCUACACAAAUACUCACACGCUCACAUGCUCUUUCCAGGCCAAGGCAGGUCUUCAUGUUAUCUUAAUGCCAUCCUCCUCCUGACAGGCCCGCUGACCCAUACUCUCCUCUGCCUCAUUCACAGGAUUUAGUGAUGAACGAGGAUAGAAAUAGACUGCCCCGAACUGGAUUUGGUUCAAUAAUGUAUACCUCUGUAAAUGCUAUUUAUAUUAUUCUGACUGGGUCUCUCAUAUGAAGCCAGGCUUGGAACAAAAUGCUGGCUUCUACUCUUUCAUAGUAGCAUUCAUGGAGUAUUAAUCAUUAAUCAGUUUCAGACCUAAUAGAAGAAUGACAUCUAUCAUAUUGGAAUAGAUGAUUAAUCCAAAAACAACACUGUCUUUUGUGGUGGGGUAAGAUCCUCUUGUGUGUUUAACUCUGACACAAUCAUAGCACUUGCGUCAAUUAUUGAUUCUAUGAUAAGAAUCUAAUAUUCUACUCCAGGCAUUUCUCCCCUGCUUGAGUGAUGCGAGUUGUUCUUCGUUAGUGUCUUUUCAGCCCUACUGGAACCUUCUGGUCUUUUCCUCUGUAGCAUACAGUGCAGGCAGUAGGGAAAAGGCACAUCUAUUUUCUGACAAUAAAACUGGUAUUUAUAUCUGAGGAAAUGGUGCUUUUGAUUUAUUUAUAUAUUUUUGUUGUUGUUGUUG